CUCAUCUUCAUUUCCGAGCCUAAAAAGAGGAAAAAUUUCAAACCCUCGUCUCCGGCGGCGGCUCCAUGAACGUGUUCGCGGGGGUCGGCGGCGGCGCGGCGGCGAGGGAUGCGGCUCCCGCGGGCGAAGCAAGGGCUCUACUGGAGCUGACGCCGCACAAGAUUGCGGUGUGCCACCUGGUGCAGGUCUUCGCGCCGCCGGCGCAGGUGGGUGGCGGGGCGGGGCUGCCCUUCCCGUUUGACUCCGUCGGGCACCACAACCGCCUCGGGCUCUUCCUCUUCACGCUCACCCGGUCAUGCGAGGAUUUUUUGGAGCCUCCACUGGAAGAACUUUUAAGGCAGCUGAAGGCGGUAGAUGAUUUAGCCAAUGGUUGGCUCUGUGAGCAGCUGACAAAUACCCUGUCAACGCUGAACUCGCCUGAUGAUUUGUUCAACUUUUUCGAUAAGCUACGAGGUGUGCUCACUGCACCAGAAGGUGCAAGUGUGGAGGACGUAUUUCUGGAUCCAAAUAGUCAACUUGGAGUUUUUCUUCGCUGCUGCAUACUUGCCUUCAAUUCAAUGACCUUUGAGGGCGUGUGCCAUCUUUUGGCAAACCUUGUGGUGUACUGUAGCUCCGCUGAUGCUUCAUAUGACUUGGCAGAAGAUGAGGACUUCAACAGCGAAAUGAGCAACUUGAUGGAUGCAGAUAUAGGUGCUCGAGCUGGUACAUUUGACAAAUACAAUCAAGGUUAUGCUGCUGAGAGCCAUAUUGGGGAGAGCUCUUCAGCUCUAACUCAUGCACCAAUGUCACUCCAUGAUUUUGAUGAAGCUAAUAUUUUGAAAGCGGACGACAACCCGACGUGUCUGAGAUCAAGGUGGCAAUUAGAGGCAUACCUUAACCAACAAGCUGAUAUUCUUGAGAAGGAUCCCAGCUCAGUACCUUUGAAUUCAUUUAAUGCCACUAUGACACAGCUUCAGACAUUAGCUCCUGAGCUUCAUCGUGUCCAAUUCUUGCAGUACUUAAAUGCUCUUUGCCAUGAUGACUAUGUUGCCUCACUAGAUAAUCUUCACCGCUACUUUGAUUACAGUGCAGGGAUGCAAGGGCUUUUUAGUCGUUCUGUGUCUCCAUCCCAAGAUAUUAUUGUUGGAAAGUAUGAGAGUGCUCUGCUCUGCUUAGGCAACUUGCAUUGUUACUUUGGACAUCCUAAGAAAGCCCUAGAGGCAUUCGUAGAAGCAGUGCGUGUUUCUCAAAUGAAUAAUGACGACUCAUGCCUUGCCUAUAUAUUAGGAGCCAUUUCCAAUCUCUUAUCAAAGAUAGGAAUGUCAAACACAGUUGAAAUAAUCGGUUCUCCGUAUUCACUUGGGACCAAUAUUGGACUGGGCACACCAUUAUCCAUUCAGCAACAGUUACUUGUUCUUUUAAAGAGAUCACUCAAGAGAGCUGAUAUAUUGAAACUUCCAAGCUUACUAUCCUUUGAUCACCUCUCUCUGGCAAAAUUUGAUCUGAAGCAUGUCCAAAGGCCACUAGUCUCCUUUGGUCCUAAUGCAUCUACAAAGCUUAGAACAUGUCCUGCAGAUGUCUGUAAGAAUUUGAGAUUAAGUUCUCGUGUGUUGACUGACUUUGGAACUGAUGUCUUAUCUACUUCAAAUGAUAAUGGUAGUUUUAGUACUUCGUGGCUCAGGAAUCUGUCUGCUGCUUCUAACUCUUGGUGUAGCAGUUCUACGAAGUCCAGAAAAUUACAUAAAAAUGACUUUGACAAUUUCCAUUAUCAUGCACAACCAAGUCCAGUACCUGCACCUGUAUUGCAAUUAGCUGGUUCAACAUAUCUGCUGAGAGCCACUGCUUGGGAGCACUAUGGAAGUGCUCCGAUGGUCCGAAUGAAUGCUUUGGUCUAUGCAACGUGCUUUGCUGAUGCUGCAAGCUCAUCAGACCUAUCGCUAGCAUAUGUGAAGCUAAUUCAACAAUUGGCGGUAUUCAAAGGAUACUCAGCUGCAUUCUGUGCUCUCAAGCUUGCUGAAAAGAAAUUCCCAUCCUCAACAAGUUCACACAUCCAGCUCCUUAGAAUGCAAUUACUACAUGAGCGUGCCCUUCAUCGAGGGCAUCUGAAAGUUGCGCAACAAAUUUGCGAUGAAUUUGGCGUAAUGUCAUCUUCUGUUUGUGGAGUAGACAUUGAGCUAAAGACAGAAGCUAGUCUACGACAUGCCCGCACUCUACUUGCUGCAAAACAAUUUAGCCAGGCCGCAACUGUGGCGAACUCUCUUUUCUCUACAUGUUACAAGUACAACAUGCAAGUAGAGAAUGCAAGUGUUCUUCUAUUACUUGCUGAAAUAUAUAAAAAAUCUGACAAUGCUGUCCUUGGGCUCCCUUAUGCAUUAGCCAGCCAAUCAUUCUGCAAAUCAUUCAACUUAGAUCUGCUUGAAGCCUCAGCUACACUAACCCUCGCUGAAUUGUGGCUGGCUCUUGGAUCAAGCCAUGCAAAGAGGGCCUUGAGUCUUGUCUAUCAGAGCCUUCCAAUGAUUCUUGGUCACGCUGGACUUGAGCUCCGUGCACGAGCUCACAUAGUUUUGGCAAAGUGCCACUUAUUUGAUCCAAAAUUCUCAGUUUCUGAAGACUCUUCUGCCGUUCUGGAUCCUCUGAACCAAGCCACUGAAGAUCUGCAAGUUUUGGAGUACCAUGAGAUGGUGGCAGAGGCGUACUAUCUGAAGGCGAUGGCGUAUAACCAUCUCUGGAAGCUAGACGAGAGGGAGGAAGCUGCGGCGUCUUUCAAGGAGCACAUCACUGCCCUCGAAAAUCCGCUCAAGGAAGAGGACUCGCUCGUGUACUGAGGUCGCCAAAGGCCAACGAGACCAAGCCACCCGACUGCUUCUGCUGCCGUUGUGUGUAUACUGGUGUAGAAUUGUGCCGCUCCAGUUAACAGUGUGGUAAUUAUGCCAUAGGAUGAUAGGAAGGCCGACGUAUCAAGUGGAAAUUAUGCCAUCCUUGCCAUGUAAGCAGUGUGUUGCAACACUAUCAUCAUGACAUAUCAUGCUGCCCAAGAUGAACUCACUCAAUGAUGAGACGCUAUGCAUGGUCGAAACCCUUCCUGUGCCUGUAUUGUCCAUGGUUGAGACAUUAUAGUGCGAUGCAUUUUGGAUUGUGCAGCAGUGUCUGUAAGCUACUCGUGCUGUCCCAGUGAUAUGGAUCAGGAAUACGUGUAGCUGGUUUCCAUGUAUUGCUGACUUUCAUUAUUUUUCUAAAAGAAAUAUAACUGGUAUCUGGAAUGAGAUUUCACUGCUA
Molecule: messenger RNA, 3255 nt
Organism: Phragmites australis (common reed)
Lineage: Eukaryota; Viridiplantae; Streptophyta; Magnoliopsida; Poales; Poaceae
Product: anaphase-promoting complex subunit 5
Exons: 20
Coding region: 66-2804 (912 amino acids)
Biological process (GO): positive regulation of mitotic metaphase/anaphase transition; anaphase-promoting complex-dependent catabolic process; protein K11-linked ubiquitination
Cellular component (GO): anaphase-promoting complex
Source: RefSeq, a predicted model, not a curated record